AUGUCUUUGGUGACGAAAACGUUAGCGGUUUUUUUCAUAUCUUCAAAUUUUAUACAAGUUAUACCGAUUCAAUUGCAACAAGGUGAAGAGUUUAAAGAAAAUGUAGUGGAAGAUUCAUCGUUGAAUGAAUGUAUCAGCGUUCAAAGGAAAACUGAACUUGGAUACUGCUUUGGAAAGGAGAUAUUGAAUAAUCUCAAUCAGUUCAAUGAACAAGAUAGCUUUAGUUUGGCUACAGGUGUAUCAUUUGUAAGAGAUGAGAAAACUCCGAGAGAUUUUGCAAGCUUUUUGGAUAAGGACCCUAUGGAUUUCCGUGCUAUGAUGGAGGACGCCAGCAAUCUCAUCUCCAAGAGGUCAUUGCUCUGGGAUCUGAGUGCGUUGUACCCAGGUCUAGUAAUGAGAGUCGGGCCAACCUUGGCCAAUGGUGUUUUGGAGUUUGUCAUGGACCCAAGGGUGAAGGAUAGAGCGUACCACCAACAUCCCCAUGAAGUCUCUACCGGUCGCCUUCUAGCACGAAAUUUAUUAGUACCAUUUUUACUCGGCUUUAAAUUCCAAUUAUCAACAUUACUACCCCUCAUAUUGGGUGUACUAUUGAUUGCCAGCAAAAAAGCAUUUCUGCUAGCUAAGUUAGCACUACUGGCUGUGACAGUGUUCGGAGGUGGUUCCAGUUUCGGGGGGUCCUACGGUGGGGGGUCUUACGGAGGUUUUGGUGGUCCUACUCUAACGGGGUACACCUCAGCUGAAAAUGCUCAUUACCAUGAUAUUCAUUCAGGAGGUUAUUUUAACAAACGUCCACACCACGCAGAAUAUUACUAUAGAGAAAAGUCUAAUCAAGCUGAACAAUCAACUGCCACGCCUAUAACUCCUGAUGAAUUGAGAGAUAGACUUGAAAGACUAUUUGUGACCAAGAAAGAACUCGAAGAGCCGAGAGAAGACAUCAAAGUUAGAAAUGCUAGAAAUUUUGCGUGGACGCCUAUUAAUACUGGAUGA
Messenger RNA from Amyelois transitella, 987 nucleotides. RefSeq lists its product as uncharacterized. Bases 1 to 987 code for a protein of 328 amino acids. NCBI's taxonomy places the organism in Eukaryota, Metazoa, Arthropoda, Insecta, Lepidoptera, Pyralidae. The transcript has 4 exons. The record is from RefSeq and is a predicted model, not a curated record.